AUGUUGCGCAAAGAACCCAAGCUGCCCGCUAAGCAGCUGACGAUACUAGCAAUAUGUCGUUUCGCGGAACCUGUGGUAUAUACAUCGGUUCUACCAUAUCUGCCCGAAAUGAUGGAAAGCGUCGGCGUGCACAAAAACGAAAUCGCAAAAUGGGUCGGCAUCUCCUCCGCCAUCGUCGCCGGCUGCCAGUGUAUCAUGGCCGUCCCUUGGGGCACAUUAUCCGACCGCAUUGGACGCAAAUACUCGAUCCUGCUGGGUCUCACAUCAACCAUGUUUUUCAGUCUUGUCUUUGGAUUCUCGCAAUCGCUCACAACGUUACUUGUCUCCCGAGCGUUUCUGGGGCUUAUGAAUGGUAACGUCGGCAUUAUUAGGACUAUGGUUGCUGAACUCGUGCGCGAGAAGGAACUUCAACCGCUGGCGUUUAGUAUGAUGCCGUUGGUCUGGUCGAUUGGUAGUAUUUUUGGACCGGCGUUUGGAGGUGCACUGGCCAAUCCGGCUGUUAAGCAUCCCCAGAUUUUUGGGAAUUGGGAGAUUUUUAAGAAAUAUCCCUUUGCGUUGCCGAAUAUUCUGUCGGCGAUUCUGUUUGUUGUGGGUAUCAUGACGGGUUUUUUGUUUCUUGAGGAAACCCUGGAGAGUCGAAAGCAUAAACUUGACUAUGGUCUGGUUCUGGGGCAGACGUUGACGCAGUCAUGUUCCUCGAAAAGAUCAAAACCGCAUCACCGAAAGAUCCACACUUCAGUAAAUGAACGAACUGGCCUUCUCGCCUCGGACGAAGAGAGCGCCGCUCACGAAGAAAGAAAUAACACAAUACCAACCUCAAAAGCCACGACCUAUGGUACUAAUAACGACAGCCCAGAUUAUGACAUUAUCGAACCCAAAAAGAAGACUUCUAGCAAAUUCAAAACCAUCUUCACCCCACAGUCGACCCUCACCCUGAUAGUUUAUGGCAUGUUAGCAAUGCACAGCAUGGGCUUCGACUCCCUCUUCCCCGUAUUCCUAUACCACCCCAAACAAGACUUGACCAACAAUCCAGACGUCCAACUCCCCUUCAAAUUUACCAGUGGCUUCGGACUCGUUGGACCCGCACUGGUUGGUGAAGCGUUUACGGUGGGCGUGAAGUUGGGGUAUGUCAUUAUUCCGUGGUGGAUUUUGACGGCGCUCACGGUUGUGGCGGCCAUUCCAGUGUUUUGGAUUCAGGAGACGGAUGGGUUCGCGCCGGAUGAUGAGGGGGUGGAUGACGAUGAUGAUGAACGAUCGCAAUAA
Messenger RNA from Talaromyces amestolkiae, 1263 nucleotides. RefSeq lists its product as uncharacterized. Lineage: Eukaryota; Fungi; Ascomycota; Eurotiomycetes; Eurotiales; Trichocomaceae. Gene Ontology annotation, biological process: transmembrane transport. Bases 1 to 1263 code for a protein of 420 amino acids. Gene Ontology annotation, molecular function: transmembrane transporter activity. The transcript has 6 exons. The record is from RefSeq and is a predicted model, not a curated record.